Messenger RNA from Centrocercus urophasianus (Greater sage-grouse), 1773 nucleotides. It is a transcript of the gene KLHL17, whose product is annotated as kelch like family member 17. The coding region runs from base 1 to 1773 and encodes 590 amino acids. Gene Ontology annotation, molecular function: protein binding. NCBI's taxonomy places the organism in Eukaryota, Metazoa, Chordata, Aves, Galliformes, Phasianidae. The record is from RefSeq and is a predicted model, not a curated record. The transcript is spliced from 11 exons.
AUGGAGGGCGGCGUGCAGCUCCUCAACCGCGAUGGCCACAGCAUCUCACACAACUCCAAGCGCCAUUACCACGACGCCUUCGUGUGCAUGAACCGCAUGCGGCAGCGCGGGCUGCUCUGCGACAUCGUGCUGCACGUGGGCACCAAGGAGAUCAAGGCCCACAAGGUGGUGCUGGCGUCCUGCAGCCCUUACUUCCACGCCAUGUUCACAAAUGAGAUGAGUGAGAGCCGCCAGACCCAUGUGACACUGCACGACAUCGACCCACAGGCCCUGGAGCAGUUGGUGCAAUAUGCUUACACAGCAGAGAUCGUGGUGGGCGAGGGCAAUGUGCAGACACUUCUCCCUGCUGCCAGCCUGCUUCAGCUCAAUGGGGUGCGGGACGCAUGCUGCAAGUUCCUGCUCAGCCAACUCGACCCAUCCAACUGCCUGGGGAUCCGGGGCUUUGCCGACACGCACUCCUGCAGUGACCUCCUCAAGUCUGCCCACAAAUACGUCCUCCAGCACUUCGUGGAGGUGUCCAAGACAGAGGAGUUCAUGCUGCUGCCUCUUAAACAGGUGCUGGACCUCAUUUCUAGUGACAGCCUCAAUGUGCCAUCAGAGGAGGAGGUGUACCGGGCUGUGCUUAGCUGGGUCAAACAUGAUGUGGACAGCAGGAGACAGCAUGUCCCCAGGCUCAUGAAGUGCGUGAGGCUGCCCCUGCUGAGCCGGGACUUCCUGAUGAGCAACGUGGACACGGAGCUGCUGGUGCGGCACCACUCGGAAUGCAAGGACCUGCUGAUCGAAGCCCUCAAGUACCACCUCAUGCCUGAGCAGAGGGGGGUCCUCAGCAACAGCAGGACCAGGCCACGGCGCUGCGAGGGGGCCAGCACUGUGCUCUUUGCUGUGGGUGGGGGCAGCCUGUUUGCCAUCCACGGGGACUGCGAGGCUUACGACACGCGGACGGACCGCUGGCACAUGGUGGCCUCCAUGUCGACCCGCAGGGCCAGGGUGGGCGUCGCGGCCAUUGGGAACAAGCUGUACGCCGUGGGAGGUUAUGAUGGGACCUCAGAUUUGGCCACGGUGGAGUCCUACGAUCCUGUCACCAACUCCUGGCAGCCGGAGGUGUCCAUGGGCACAAGGAGGAGCUGCCUGGGUGUAGCAGCACUUCAUGGGCUUCUCUAUGCUGCUGGGGGAUACGAUGGGGCCUCAUGCCUGAACAGCGCAGAGCGGUACGACCCUCUGACAGGCACCUGGACAUCCAUCGCUGCCAUGAGCACCAGGAGACGCUACGUCCGGGUGGCAACGCUAGAAGGCAACCUCUAUGCUGUUGGGGGAUAUGACAGCUCAUCCCACUUAGCCACAGUAGAAAAGUAUGAGCCCCAGAUCAACACGUGGACGCCCAUUGCCAACAUGCUGAGCCGCCGGAGCAGCGCAGGGGUGGCUGUGCUGGAGGGGAUGCUCUACGUGGCUGGUGGAAAUGAUGGGACCAGCUGCCUUAACUCUGUUGAGCGUUACAACCCCAAAACCAACACGUGGGAGAGCGUGGCACCCAUGAACAUCCGCAGGAGCACCCACGACCUGGUGGCCAUGGACGGCUGGCUGUACGCGGUGGGUGGCAACGACGGCAGCUCCAGCCUGAACUCCAUCGAGAAGUACAACCCACGUACCAACAAAUGGGUGGCAGCCUCCUGCAUGUUCACCCGUCGCAGCAGCGUUGGGGUGGCCGUGCUGGAACUGCUCAACUUCCCACCUCCCUCAUCUCCCACUCUCUCCGUGUCCUCGACGAGCCUUUGA